AUGAUUGGGAAUAUUAAAGAAGAUCUUUUGAAAAAUGUUAAAAUACAAGUAAAAAUGCUUAUGGAAGAAGCUGUCAUCCGUGGUUAUGUUCAUGAAGAUAGUGAAACAAUUGGUAAACUUUGUUCAUCUGUUGAAGCGGUACUUCUUUAUGGAGUACGUCGAAGUAUAUUCACAUGGAUAGAAGAAGAAUCCACUUAUGUAUUAUGUCAAAAAAUAGCAAAAUUAUGUCCAGAAGCUCAACAUACAUUAAAUCGUAUAGAAUAUUAUAAACAAACUAUUUUAAAGAAACGUAAUGAUUCUAAUAUAAAACGUAAUAGAUCUCCAUUACGUAAUCCUACAAUGAAUAAAUCAUUCAUAUUCAAUGAGAAAUCCUCCUCCUCCUCCUCCUCAUCAUCAUCAUCUUCAUCAAUGAAUUUUACAUUUUGGUUAAAUGAUAAACGAAAUAAUCUAUUGAUCAAUGGUCGUCCUGAUACUGUAUUUCAAAAUUUUUGGAUUCGUGUUGGUAUUUAUGAAAAAGUAUUAGAUAAAAUUGUUAAAUUUUUAGCUGAUAAUAAAUUACAAUAUUACGAACCAUAUUCUGUGAUUGCGGAUCCAUGUUAUGGGCAAUUGAUUAGUGAUCUAUUACGUGGUCCAUGUACUAUUGAUUAUUCACAUACACGUACAACAGAUCAUUUAUAUACAGAUCCACCAAUUUCAGAAUUAAUACAACGUCGUGGUAUUUAUAGUAGUUUAAUGUCUAAACAAUUAAGUUAUAUACCACCAAUUAGUCAACAAUAUAAUGAAACGAAUCUAAUCAAUAUUAAUAAUGAUCCAUCUUAUUCAUUGAAACAUACUUCAGAAGAACUAUUCAAUGAUAAUAUUCAAAAGAUCAGACAAUUAUCAACUAUUCCUUUGAAUUCUUCAAUCAAUGAAGAUGAUGAUGAUGAUGAUAAUAAUAAUAAUAAUAAUGAUAAUGAUAAUGUUCAAAAGCAAUUGAAUAAUAGAAAUAUGAACUACCAUUCAUCUAGGCUGAAUGAUACUACUACCAAUACUACUAGUAAUAAUAAUAAUAAUAAAUUAUUCAAUAGUCCUAAAAUCGAUAAUCGUAUUGGUCAUGUCAAUCAUUCUACUAGUCAAUCCAAUAGGAUGUGUAAACGUGGCAGUUCUCCAUUAAUUAAUUUAAGUGAUAUGCCAACAAAUCGAACAAUAAGAACUGGUUCAUGUGCAUUUCUACCACAAAUUAAUGAAUUUAAUUCAACGAAAUUAAAUCGUCAAUUUAAAUCAAAUAAACAUAUUGCUUUAGCUGCAAAAGAACAUGUGGAAUCAAUGCAUCAAAGUUUACGAACACGUUUAUUAUAUGGAAAGAAUAAUGUAUUAAUGCAACCGUCUAAUUCAUCAAAUCCAAUACCUGGUUAUUUAUCUUUAAUCGAUGGUGAAUGUGGUAAAUUAAUUGUACUUAAAUGGACACCAAAUUCAGCUGUAACUACACCACAAAUGAAUAAUCAUAAUGAAGAAUUUUGUUUCUCUAAUGAUUCAAUAUUGGAUACAAGACUUGAUUUAGAUGAUUUAAAUGAAAAAGAAGCUUAUUGGGGUUAUGCAAUUAAAAUCAAAAUGUCUGAUGUUGUUUAUGGACAUUUUCAUGAAUUUAAUAAUCAAUAUAUAUUAACAUUCAUUCGAAAUGAUGGAAUACAAUUAGCUCCAUUUCAUUUUUAUGCUCAAAGUCAUGUUCUAACAUUUUUAAAUUGUUUAGAACAAGGUUUAAAACAACGUGGGGGUUAUUUGAAUCCAUCUUCUGAAUUGGAUACAUCAUCAUCAUCAUCAUCAUCAGUCACAUCAGAAUAUUCCAUGAAAUCAUAUCGUCCAUCAAUGCCAUUCAUUUUCGGUAGUCGUAAUUCAUUAUCACCUCUAUCAACAUCAAUAACCAACAAUGAUAAUAGAACAAACUCAUCAAUAACAUCAUCUCAAAACUUUCCAUCUUCAGUUUAUAAUAAACCUUCUAAAUUAAAUCAAUCUUUAUCAUUAACAAGUUCCGGAUUGAAACAACGUAUAUAUAUGAAUAUUUUAAAAGCAUUUAAUCAUACAGAUGAUAUGAAUCAUAAUGAAGAAUUAGAAACACUUCAUUCACCAUCUUCUAUUUGUAUACCAGAAGAAAAAUGUUCUAUUCAACAUGUUUAUAUGAUUGUAUCUAAAACUAGAGAUAGUCAUACAAUGGGUGCAAUCAAUAAUAUCAAUACAUCAUCUAUAUUAUCAAAACGAAUCUCUUUAGAAGAUAUUUCAGAAGAAAUUAUCAAUGAAUCUGAUGAUAUUAUUGGACAAUCAAAGAAUCAAUUAUGCAUACAACAUAAAGAUGUAUUCAAUAAAUUACGUAUUAAAAUAUUAUCACAUGUAUUUCAUAAAUGGUACAAUCAUUUUAAUAAACUACGUAUAGUACGUAAAAAAUUAGCUGAUCUUGUAUCACCUAAUUUCUUAACUGUGGAUUCACCAACAAAUGCUGAAGAAGGUGUAACUGUAGAAUUUUGGAAUCAAUUAAUGACAAAUUCUAUUCCACAAAUCCCAUUCAGUGAACUAUGUCGAUAUGUUUAUUUUGGUAAUUGUGAUCCAACAAUUAGAAAUGAGGUAUGGCCAUAUUUAUUGGGUUUAUAUACAUGGAACUCAACUAGUGAACAAUUGAAUACAGUUAAUAUACAACAAAAAGAGAUUUAUACAAAUGCUUUAAAUACAUGGAAUCGAGUUGUACAAUAUUUAAAACAAGAUAUUCGAUAUGCUAGUUUCAUAGGAAUUGUUCCACCUAAAAGUGAUUCAACUGAAUAUAACGAGUGUUUAGAUAAUACAAAAUCCCUUGCUAAUAAUGAAUUAUCAAUGAACUCACCAAAACAAUCAAAUGAUGUAAACCAUGUAGAACUAGACAUUAAUGUAAAUAAUGAUAAUGUUUUACCUGAUAAUCGUUCUUCAACAGUAACACUUCUUAAUGAAACAUCUACUUCUAAAAUAUUAAAUCUUUCUACUGAUUCACAAUUGUCUAUCAAUAAUACAGUUCAAGAACAAUGUGAAUUUUCGCCAAAUACAUUAGAAAUAUUUGCUGAUAAUAUAUAUCGAAUUGAUAAAGAUGUUACAAGAUGUGAUCGAAAUCAUACAUUCUUUAUGUCACCAAAAAAAGGUUCCAAAUUUUCACAUCAUAAUAUAACUGAAUUAAAUUCUAAUUUAAUUAAAUUACGUAAUAUUAUAACCACAUGGGUUUGGUUACAUCUUGAUAUUGGUUAUAUUCAAGGAAUGUGUGAUUUAUUAGCACCAAUUUUAAUUAUUAUUAAAGAUGAAAUUAAAACAUUUGCAUGUUUUAAUUGUUUAAUGAAAUGGAUGUUACCAAAUUUUCCACUGAUAAAAAAUUCUUUAUCUCAAUCAAUUAAAUUAUCACCAUCGGAAACUCGAUUGUUACUAACACCGUCGUCAUCAUCAUCGCCAUCAUCAUCAUCGUCGUCGUCAUCAUCAUCGUCAUUGUCGUCAUCCAUAUUGACUAAUCAUAUAGAGAAAACAAUUAAUAAUAAUGAUUGUACAACAACACGUACAACUUUAUUACAAAUGGCUGUAAAAGCAGCUCGUCGUCGUACUGUAACAAUACAUAGUAAAGAUAAUACUAUAGAUAGUAAUAAUAGUGGUAAUAAUCAUCAUCAUCUUCAUCAUUCAAAACAACUUCAUUAUGAUACUAAUACCUUGCGUUGUACAAAUAAAUUCAAAGAAACAUCAUCACCGUCACCAUCCGUAACAUCGACGGCAUCAUCCGCCACAUCAUCGUCGGCAUCACCAUCAUCGACAUCGUUACAGAGAAUCACUGAUAAAACAAUUGAACAAUCCUAUCAUGAUCAAAAUACAAAUAUAAUUAUUUCACCAUAUGAUAAAUUAUCACUAUUAAACUCUUCUGAAUCAUCAAUACCAUGUAUGGAUAUAAGAUUUUCGUUUCUUCAAUCAUUAAUAGAAAUCUUUGAUCCAGAAAUGAAUAAUCAUUUAAUUAAAAAAAUACCAGAAGGACAGUUAUUAUUUUCAUAUCGUUGGUUAUUAUUAGACUUUAAACGAGAAUUACAAUAUGAUGAUAUUUUUCCUGUAUGGGAAACAAUAUGGGCAUCACGUCGUAUAGUAACAUAUGAUUUUGGUAUAUUUUUUGCAUUAGCAUUACUUGAGUACUAUCGUGAUAUUUUGAUUUAUUAUAAUAUGGAUAUAACAGAAAUUAUUCGAUUUUAUAAUGAAUUAACCGAACAACAUGACUGUGUUACACUACUAGAAUUGGCACGUAGUUUUGUCUUUCAACUACAACAUUUAAUGGUAGACAGGUGA
Schistosoma spindalis is the source of this 4305-nucleotide messenger RNA. The record is from the annotation of a GenBank genome assembly. Lineage: Eukaryota; Metazoa; Platyhelminthes; Trematoda; Strigeidida; Schistosomatidae.